Wallemia mellicola CBS 633.66 is the source of this 1121-nucleotide messenger RNA. RefSeq names its product RNA-binding domain-containing protein. Gene Ontology annotation, molecular function: RNA binding. NCBI's taxonomy places the organism in Eukaryota, Fungi, Basidiomycota, Wallemiomycetes, Wallemiales, Wallemiaceae. The record is from RefSeq and is a predicted model, not a curated record. The transcript is spliced from 2 exons. The coding region runs from base 257 to 1048 and encodes 263 amino acids.
UUGUCUAGGCUUUCCUAGAUAUUAAACACAUGGACAUUGAGGGGACGUACAUUCCUAACUAUCGCCGUGUAGUGUUAUAGGUUGACUAUCUAAACUAUGCAUGAUAAUAGAUCGUAUGAGGUGUUUUCCAUAUACGGUUAUAUAUAAGAAGUUGUAGUUGGAUAUCAUUAAAAGUAAUACAUUAGACAAUCAUUUAAUAACUAUAACAAUCUCUAUUUCCCUUCUAUCACUGCUUCUCUCGAACGAUCAUCAGAUUAUGUCAGAAAAAGCAGAAAUAUCAACGACAGAUACGCAAAUAGAACAGCCGUCAGAAACGAGUACUCAAAUAAACAAAGUCGACGUACCUCAACCAGCACUUCAAGCGAAACUCGAUGGUAGCGAGAAUGAAACGAUUUACGUAAGAAAUUUGAAUGAAACCGUUAAAUUAGCGACUAUGAAAGAAUCACUAAGGAAUUUGUAUAGCAAUUUUGGCGAAGUUUUGGAUGUCGUCGCUCACAAAAACAUACGGAUGCGUGGACAAGCGUUUAUAGCUUUCAAUAACAAACAUGUAGCCAAAAGGGCUCUUACAGAUACGCAGAAUUUUCCACUUUACGGCCAGCCUCUUAAAGUUGAUUUUGCGAAGUGUAACGCAGACGCUGUCUUCCGUCGCCAGAAGCGCACCGAGGAGCUGGAGAAGCAUCUUCAGCAGCGUAAGGAAGCUAAGCGUGGGUUGAUGAAAUCUAAUAGGGUCAAAGCCGGUCAGCCAGCUGAAAGAGAUGAAGGAACAAAAGCAGCCCAACAAAAACAACAACAAAUGCCAGACGAGUAUCUUCCACCAAACGUCAUCCUCUUCAUCCAAAACCUCCCAAGUGGUACCUCAAAAGAAAAGCUCGAGGAGAUUUUCGGUCAGUAUCCAAAUUUGGCAGAAGUGCGUGUCAUCCCCGCCAGACCAGACAUUGCUUUCGUUGAAUACAUGGAUGAAUCGAGCUCAUCAGUCGCUAAAGACGCUCUCAAUAACUAUCAAAUUGAAUCUGAUAAGCCGAUUAAGGUCACAUUUGCGAGACAGUAGACUAGUUUGUAAUUUAUUAACAGAAUUUUACGAUUUUGGUAUCACUUUGUUUGGUAUAGUUGUAACAGUACCG